Messenger RNA from Setaria italica (foxtail millet), 1266 nucleotides. Its product is annotated as B3 domain-containing protein Os12g0592300. Gene Ontology annotation, molecular function: DNA binding. The record is from RefSeq and is a predicted model, not a curated record. Lineage: Eukaryota; Viridiplantae; Streptophyta; Magnoliopsida; Poales; Poaceae. The transcript has 5 exons. Bases 25 to 1116 code for a protein of 363 amino acids.
ACCUCGGAAGCUCAGGCCGGCAGGAUGCAGCAAGAAAAUGGCCAAGCUUCAAUGGUUGUAGAGAAGGGGUGUGAGAGCUGCAGGAAGUGGCAAGAGCACUACUACUGGGAGCACAUGGAUGUCACCAAGAUCCGCUUCUUCAAGCUCAUGACCGGAGACUUCUCCAAGGGCAUUAGCAUACCAGAUAAGUUUGCAAAGAAUUUCAAGGGGCAGAUCACUAGAGGAUUUGAACUGAAAGCGCCCUCUGGAGAAACAUGGCACAUGAGUGUAGAAAAGCGUGGAGAUGAACUGUUCCUCAUGUCAGGAUGGGAGGAUUUUGUCAAGGCUCAUGAACUGCAGGAGAACGACCUCCUGCUUUUCACGUGCUGUGGCAACUCUUCCUUUCAGGUCCUAGUCUUUGAAGCAAGUGGCUGUGAGAAAGCGUCUUCUCUGUUUGGCAGCAGAAUUAGUCCUGAUAUGUGCAAGCAUGUCAACGAUAUCGCGGGUCAACAUGGUGAGCAGCAUUUCUCUGUGAGUGAUUCUGAGGACACUACUACACCAUCACAGCAUAUUGGAUCCUAUCAAAAUGCCUCUUCUUCAAAGAAAUCGUGUGGGAAGACUAAACCAAGUGAAUCUGAAUAUCCAAACACUAGCAACUUUGUUGCCAAGCAUCCAGCAAUUGGUGAAGAGGAUAGUGAUGACGAAUAUGCUAAAUCUAACUGCUACUACUCGAUGUUUGCCAAUCGACUAAGAGACGAUAUAAAGGAGGAGAUAAUAGGUUUGGCUUCCAUCCGACUGAACAAUCCUGCAUUUGUGACUGUUCUGAUGAAAAAGCAUGUUCAACGCAGAAACAAUGCUUUGAUCAUCCCCAGUAGAUUUGCUGCUGACCAUCUCGAGGAAAGAGCACAUGAUAUCAUACUUCGUAGGCCAAACAGGAAAGAGAAGUGGCUCGUCAGCUACUACUACUCGCACUACAUGCGAUCCUUCCGGAACUUGGCAUUUUUCAAGUUUGUGCACGACAACAAGCUCCGCGAGGGUGACAUCUGCGUCUUCGAGCUGAUGAAAGGCAAAAGGAGGGUGACGAUGACCAUCCAUGUCAUCAGAAACGCGAAUGGCCGGUUUAUUCUGGUGGGAUAAGUUGUGUUGUAUCCUCCCAAAAGAGUUGGCAUGUAGAAUAGCACUUGCACCAGUGUAGUUUCUGCAGUAUGUACUAUGUAGGAGUAGCACUGGAAACUUAAAAUGGAAAUGCCUAGCAAUGCCGUGCUUGUAGCAAGUGCACUUUUUGCA